Molecule: messenger RNA, 438 nt
Organism: Parnassius mnemosyne (clouded apollo)
Lineage: Eukaryota; Metazoa; Arthropoda; Insecta; Lepidoptera; Papilionidae
Source: the annotation of a GenBank genome assembly
AUGAGUGAUGUAAAGCCAGGAAAGCAAGAAACUCAAAAACAAAUGGAGCCGGGUUUUUGUUCAGCGACUUGCACUGAUAGAGCUUGUUUGCAGCACAAUAUAAAUAAGCCUGAAAUAAAGACAUCCGACAUAUUUGCAACAUGUAAUCUUCCGAAGAGAUUUGAAUACCCUCAUAUUUUCAAUGGUUACGGAUGCCAGCAGAAUAGUCAACAUCCAUUAUAUAGGACGACAUCCAGCGAAUAUGGAUGGUACCCUCCAGGUAUGCAUACAGUGCCGUCAGCUUAUUUUCCAAUGAACCAAAAGUUUUCCAAUAGUAUCCACUCGGUCCCCUCGGUUUACUUUCCAGCAGGCCAGGUUUUCACCAACCGACUCGCCGCCGCUGGCAUGUACCGUAAUUACAGUCUCAACACUGGAAUGGAUCCUGUGGGAUAUUCCUGA